AAUGGGGAAGGAGAAGGCUCCAGCACCUAUUGCUGCUGGGGCUCUGGGUCCCCUGGUGGCUGGGCAGCUGUGGGGGCUCUGACUGCUGCUCUGGGGGCUCCCCACCCCCUGUGGUUCAGAGCUCUGGGGGCCCCUUGACGCCCAUGGCAGCUGGGAGAUGCCGGGCCCCAUCGCCCGUGGCAACUCAGAGCGCUGGGGGCCACCUGUGGGGUACUCUCUCGGCCUGCAGCAGCUCAGAGCUCCAGGGGGUAGCUCUUGGCUGCCACAGGUGGUGAGGGGACCCCGCAGCUCCAAGUUGCCAUGGGCUGAAGUCACAGAGGUCUCUGGAAGUCACAGAUUCUGUGACCUAUGUAAUAAAAUCAUACCCUUACUUAUCUGUUCUGACCCCCUCCCAUUCACAGAGUGAUCAUUAGUUCCUUAGUUUCCCUUUGAGGCCUGAUUGUCUCAUUCCCAGAUAAUCUCACAUUACUCCAGGCCGUGCAUUUCAUGUUUGUACAUUUUCUCCCUUAUGCACCAGAUGCUAAAAAAUGGAGAGCAGGGACAGUAAAAUGUGGUGUUUUAGCUUCUGUGCUAUUUCGGGGCGAUAGGGUGAGUCUGAGGGAUUCCCUCCUUCCCCCAUCACUGUCGCACUCCACUCUCGACACAGCAGCCUCUGCCUCAGCAGUGCAGAGUUUUAUCCUGUCCCCAUUCUACCCCUCUACCUCCUAAGGUGUCACUUACCACUGUGUCCCUGGCUCUCCACGCUUAGGAAUCACAGUUUUGAUGUCUAUGAUCCUAAGUCAGACCUUGGAGGGCUGGAGAAGAAAGUGUCACAGACCUGGCGUGGGCAGGGAACUCCCAAUGAACCUUAAAGCACAGUUUGACCUUUCAGAUCUUAUAGCCCUGUAAAAUUUCCAUCUAUUGGUAAAAUUGCUUCCUGGCUUUUGCUAGGCUAGUUCAGAUGAUUUGUAGAUGAGAAUUUUUUUUGUCUUUCUUUCUCUUUCUUUUAUUAUAUUCACACUAAAACUUUUGCAACUAAUACAAUCAAAUAAUGAGGCAAGAAAUGAAGCCGGUUUAGUCGCUUCAGAAGAAAAUGGGUAAAUUUAUUUUCUUGAUUUUGAGUCUUAAACGAUUCUCUGAGAUUUCACUUUGUGAACAUGACAGUGUUUUAUAGCCCACCCUGGAUUGUGGGUGAAGGCCAUUUGGUCACAUACUUUGAUAUUAGUUUAGUUUGACAGAAUGUAGGUCAGAUUCAUUGAUGACUUCACAAGACAAAUGAUCGUUUGCCAGAAUCAUCCUUUUUUAGAUUUUAUUUUAAUCUUUAUCUAACCCUUUGUCAUGAGAUUUUUUUGUGUGGUUUGAACAAUGACAGUGAUCAGUAUCUCUCAGCACAAAGUCUGAUGGUGCAGAUACGUUCACAGUGAGCCCGAAAUGGGGAAUGAAGUUACUGCCUGAUCCCUGCAGAGAGGUGAGGUACUGUCCGGAGGAGGAGAAAGGGUGGGGCUCAGAGCUGGGAACUGCUGGGUUUGCUCCUCAGAGCCAGACGGCUGAGGCUGAGAACUGUGAACUCGCUGCAUUAGAGCCAGAGAGCAACUAGACUUGGCCAGUGAGUUUCUUGUGAAGCUGCCCCUGAAAUCUAAAGAACCAUGAACGACACCCCAAAAAAGAAUGAUGCGGGAGGGGCAGCAUCUCCCUAUUGCUGAGAUGCCAAGGUUGGGCGCAGGCAAGAAGGGAGCCGGGGAUGUCAACAGACCUGGGCAACCUUGAAGCCAGGCCGACCCCCAUCACUGAGGCCAGAGGGAGAUGAGGAACCUGACAGCCCAGCUGAUCACCCCCUCCCCAGUGUCCUGUGUUGAGAUGACAGAGACUCUCUUUGCCCCACUCACCCCACACUGCAUCCCUCUUAUGACUAACCCCCUGUGUCCCAUGUUCACCGCUUGUGUACGGUUCUGAUAUAUUGUGUACAACAUAUGCCUGGUGAGGGAUCACUGGAAAACUUGUUUAAUCAAUGCUGUUCUCAAGCUGGGGCUUCCUUUGACUGGCAACAUUGAUUCCCUCCCUCCCCCAGCUGAGCAGGAGUCCCACCCCCGCCUGUGGCGGCUAGGGAGCCCGCAGGGACUGGGGAGCCGCGGGGGAUUCCCCCCAGAUGUAGUGGCUUCCUGCUGGGUGUGGCAAGGGAGCACCCAUCGGCCGCUGCCGGAGCUUCUUCCGUGCAGAAGCCGCAGCGCUGCGUUCCUGCCCAGGUUAGGAAGCGGGCGAUGGGCAGUUUUCUGCUGACUCCUUUUCAGGAUCAGAGGAGGGAGCCUAGCAGCGAUUCAAGGCAGUGAGCCCAGCGGUUUGAACAUCUCCCUGUCCCUUUAAGCACGUUUCAAGGGUAAGAAGAAGGCAACGACACCCGCAUUGCAGCCUAUGGUUCGGGCAAAGAGCCGCAUCUCAGCUACACUAACAUAAGACCGGCCAGACUGGGUCAAACCAAAGCUCCAUCUAGCCCAGUAUCCUGACAGUGACCAAUGCCAGGUGCUCCAGAGAGAAUGAACAGAACAGCCUCCAGACCGGCAAGUGGCAGCCAGCCCAGCCCCUGCCUCUUCCACCAGCACAGGGCCUGGCAAGGGGGAGAGAGGGGUGAAGAGCCCCAGGAGCUGCCGAAGGAGCAGAGUUACAGGUUAACUCUGUCUGAGAACAGAUACAGGCUCGGCUUUGAUCUUUAGACCUGGAAGUAAUAAAAAUAUUCCAUAAAUGCCAGAUGAGCAACAAGAUGAUUUUUUUUUUCAUGGGUUUGCUAAGGGAAGUUUCGUUUUGGGAGCGAGGUGAAAAUUUUGAAGGGAUUUGAAGGGAAAUUCCAGGGAUACCUGGAAAAGAGCCUGGUGGAUAAUCAGCUGAACAUGAGCUCCCUGGAAAAUAAGCCUGCUGCCGCCAUGGCAACUUACCUUUCGGUAGGACUAGGUGUGCGUCUUUAAGGACUGAGUGACUGUACUGUUCCUGUUACUUCUCCGCAUUUAUUUUCUGAGUGGAUCGAAGCAUCAAGAGAGAGACACUUCUGUUCAGUGGAAAUCAAACCAAACCUUUCAAUUAAAUCCACGAGGAGAAGCGGAUCAAAAUAAUUAAUUAUGCAGGCUCAUAAAUGGAAAGACUUGCUUGCAAUGGGAGAGAAGAGAUGAAGGCUUAAGAGAAGCUGUAAGAACUGAUGAGAUCAUGAAAACACUGGGAAACUUCUGCCCGGGAUCCAUCAGAUAGUUACAAUGAAAAUGAAAUUAUCGUCUCUCCAUCAUGGCUCCACAGCAAGCAUCUCUCUGCCUGGUUUCAUCAUUUUCUUCAUUAAUUUACCGAUUCACAACUUGGAGUCAGCCGAGUUCACAGUCAUCGGACCGGAUCAACCAGUCACUGCUAUUGUGGGUGAGGACAUUGUGUUACCCUGUCACUUGUCACCCCCAAUGAGUGCUGAGGACAUGGAGGUGAGAUGGUUCCGGUCCCAUUACUCUUUACUUGUGCAUCGCUAUCGUAAUGGAAAGGAUCAGAUUGAAUAUCAGAUGCCAGAAUAUACAGGAAGGACAGAGUUUCUGAAAGACGGCAUCAGAAAUGGAAGUGUCGCCUUGAGGUUACAUAAUAUCAGACCCACAGAUGAGGGACAAUACACGUGCUAUUUUGAGUCAACUUCCUUUUAUAAAGAUGCCCAUUUGGAACUAAAGCUGGCAGCUCUAGGCACUGGUCCUCUCAUCUCUGUUGAGGGUUAUCAGGAUGGAGGGAUCCGAGUGGUGUGCCGAUCGGCCGGGUGGUACCCAGAGCCUGAGGUUUUCUGGAGAGAUCUCACUGGACGACAUUUACCGUUGCUGUCUGAAACAAAACUCCAAGGGGAUAAUGGCCUGUUUGAAACAGAAACUUCUGUAAUCAUAACAGAAACCUCAAACCAGAACAUCUCCUGUUCCAUUAGGAGCACAAUCCUCAAACAAGAAAAGGAAUCAACAAUUUAUAUAGCAGAACUUUUUUUCCCGAAGAAAUCUCCCUGGAUCGCCAUUCUGUGCACCAUCCUGGUUAUUCAGGGUUUUUUUAUUGGCCUCUUAAUUUAUCUCUUGACAACAAAAGAGAAGAGGGCUGCAGAACAUAGGUGGAGAGACUGCCUUACAGAAGCAGAGAGGGUGACCCUGGAUCCAUGCACAGCAAAUCCCAACCUCAUCUUGUCGAAGGAUGGGAAAACAGUCAGACUGGAAAGCGCAGAUGAGAAGCUGCUCGCCAAUCAUGAGGGAUUUAGUUAUUCUCCCUGUGUGCUGGCCUCUGAGGGAUUCACCUCUGGGACACAUUAUUGGGGGGUGGAAGUUGGGAGCAAAGGAGGCUGGGCUGUGGGGGUGGCCAGAGAGUCUGUGAGGAGGAAGGAAGGAGUAGUGAUCCUUAAUCCUGAGGAGGGGGUCUGGGCUGUAGAGCGACAGUGGUGGGGUAAGUUCUGGGCUCUCACUAACCCUAUGACACACCUGUCCCUAAGUAGGAAACCUGAGAAGAUUCGGGUUUCUCUGGACUAUGAAGGGGGGCAGGUGGAAUUUUUCGAUGCUGAUAAUGUGAAACCGUUCUACACUUUCCACUCGGCCUCUUUCGCUGAUGAGAAAAUCUUCCCUUUCUUCCGGGUUGGGGGUGCAGGAGCCCACCUCAGACUGUGUCCGUGAAAAAGGGUACAUUAUUCCACUUGGACUCACUCAGAUGUGUUCUCAUCAACUUAGGAUAUCUUUCAUUCAGUUUAUAAAGAUCACUUACAGCUCCUCUUUAGCUUCGUACUAAUUCCCUGUAAAUAAAGAAAUUUUGAAAUAA
This is a messenger RNA of Chelonia mydas (Green sea turtle), 4773 nucleotides long. RefSeq names its product butyrophilin subfamily 1 member A1. The record is from RefSeq and is a predicted model, not a curated record. Gene Ontology annotation, molecular function: signaling receptor binding. Gene Ontology annotation, cellular component: external side of plasma membrane. Bases 3219 to 4631 code for a protein of 470 amino acids. The transcript is spliced from 11 exons. NCBI's taxonomy places the organism in Eukaryota, Metazoa, Chordata, Testudines, Cheloniidae. Gene Ontology annotation, biological process: regulation of cytokine production; T cell receptor signaling pathway.